CCCCACCGGCAAGAUGCCCAUCCUCAAGCAGCUGGUGUCGAGCUCGGUUCACUCCAAGCGCCGCUCCCGCGUGGACCUCACGGCCGAGAUGAUCAGCGCCCCCCUGGGCGACUUCCGGCACACCAUGCACGUGGGCCGGGCGGGGGACGCCUUCGGGGACACGUCCUUCCUCAACAGCAAGGCCGGCGAGCUGGACGGCGAGUCCCUGGAGGAGCAGGCCGCCUCCUCGUCCUCCAAACGCGGCCUCCUGUCCCGGAAGUUCCGGGGCAGCAAGCGGUCGCAGUCGGUGACCAGGGGGGACCGGGAGCAGAGGGACAUGCUGGGCUCCCUGCGGGACUCGGCUCUGUUCGUCAAGAACGCCAUGUCCCUGCCGCAGCUGAACGAGAAGGAGGCCGCCGAGAAGGGCUCCGGCAAGCUGCCCAAGAGCCUGUCGUCCAGCCCCGUGAAGAAGGCGAGCGCCGGGGAGGGCGGCCAGGAGGAGGCGGGCGAGGGGGAGCUGGUGCCCCGGCGGAACGGGGCCACCGCGCCCCACUCCCCCGACCCCCUCCUCGACGAGCAGGCCUUCGGGGACCUGACGGAGCUGCCCGUGGUGCCCAAGGCCAGCCUGGGGCUCAAGCACGCCGAGUCGGUCAUGUCGUUCCACAUUGACCUGGGCCCCUCCAUGCUGGGCGACGUCCUCAGCAUCAUGGACAAGGAGGAGUGGGACCCCGAGGAGGAGGGCGGCGGUUACCGUGACGGGGACCCCACAGGCAGCACCCUCCGGGCUCCCCCGGCCCUGGCAUCGGUGGCCCCUCCACGGGCAAGGCAGCAAGAAGGCGCGUCGGGCCGGGACCUGCCCCAGGACGAGGGCUGGGCGGCGGCCCCCAGCCCCGGCUCGGCCCGCAGCGAGGGCAGCCACACCACGCGGGACAGCAGCUCCCUAUCCAGCUGCACCUCGGGCAUCCUGGAGGAGCGCAGCCCCGCCUCGCGGGGGCCCGACAGGGCCCGGGCUGCGCUGCCCCGGCAGCAGGACAAGGAGUUCUCCUUCAUGGACGAGGAGGAGGAGGAUGAGAUCCGGGUGUGAGGGGCACCAGGCGGGAGGGGGGCUCCGUCUCCUCCCUGCCCCCUCCCCCCCUCCAGGCCACCACCCCCUUCCCUUCCCUGUCCCGUCCCAUCCUGUGCAAGGCAGCCGGGAGCCUGGCUUCCACCGCAGACCCUGGACGUCCCCCGUCCUGGACGUGGGGCGCUGGUGAGGCCAGGGCCCCAAUGGGGACACAGGGAGGUGGCGUGGGCACCCAGCUGCCUGGCGCACCCAGCCCUCCCGUGUGCUGCGGGCUGGACCGGGUGCUUGCGGCAGGAACCGGUUCUCCCUUCCCUCCAGCCCGGCCUCAGACGGUGACGCAUGUCAGCCAAGUCCCCGCCUCGUGGGGCAGCAGCGGCGGGUCAGUCCGGGAGCGGCCCCGGUGCCUCGGCCAAGGACGCUCGGCUCGCCUUUCCUCUCCUGGCGUUUCUGCUGUGACUGGUGGCCGUGUGGCAGGAGGAAAGGUGGUCCCACGCCCCGGCCCCCCGCUCCCGGCUCCUGCACCGCGAGCCUGGAGCCCCUUGGAGCAAAGCCGGACCGAAUGUGUGCACUAACGCGGCCCCUUCCAGGGGGGAGAACAGGAUGGGGAAUGAAAGAAAGGAGGCCCCAGGCUUCCUGAAUUUUCUAAAAGGGGCCUUUCCAGGAUGACACUAGGAACAGGCUGGGCACUCGCUCGGCCCCUAUCGAUCUGUUUGUUCUCCUGUCCUGUUUAAAUCCUUCCAGAGCAUAUCUGGAACAGUGUUAACAGCUCUGCUACCAGAUGGAAGAUCAAAUCCUUUUAGAAAACCUUUAUACUAAGUGCUUCCAGACUUUAUUUAGAACUGUAUGGGGUGGGUGUCCGUGCGUGUGUGUCCUUCCCCUCCCGCCCCACUCCAUGGCUAUUAACAGUUGAAGGCAGCCAGUGUAGAAAUUUUCUGGAAAAGGAUUUUUUAAAAAAUUAAUAUAUCAUUUCUUGGAGGGCUAGAAGCUUUUUUGACUGAGUUACUCCCCCCCCCAUACACACACACACACACACACACACACACACACACACACUGACCACUUCCCCUUCCUUUAGGCCUUUUCUGCCAGCAGAACCCUCUCCCCCACUUCUGAGUCCCCUAAGGAUAGAGGGUUGCCAGAUUUAGCAAUAAAACAAAACAAAACCAGAACACGGAGAUAAAUUAGGAUGUCAGGCAUACAAAGGAUAAUUUUUGUAGUAUAAGUAUGCCCCACACCAUGUUUGGGACAUACUUAUGCUAAAAAAACUAUUUGUUGUUCUUCUGAGAUUCCAGCGUUUCACUUUGGUCCUGUAACCCUGCCCAAGGAGGUCGAGUGGGAGCUUGGGCAUGUGCCCCAGGGUGAACUGAUGAUUAUUUUCCUGUCCUGGGAGCAAGCUGGCCCACCUUCUCCUGUCCCCUCGUACGCGGCAGAGGGAGGGGACAGGCCAGGGUUAGCGGGCGUCACUGCUGCAGCCUCUCCCGCUUGUUGCCAGAUCCUGAUCCAGACAGUUCCUGAUUCCGGUGCCCUGUCGGUACUGUUUUCAGUAGUGUGGCUCCCACAUAGGGGAGGAGUCACAAGGGGCCCUACAGCCCCCACCAGCUGCCCUUGAAACCCAUGCGAACAGUGGUCAGUUCCAGAUUCUAAACUGUAUAUAUUUUUUCAUGGUAUUGUUAAAACAGUGAGGAAACAUUAAAAAAAAAAACAAAAAAAACCGCUGUGGAACUCC
Panthera uncia (snow leopard) is the source of this 2768-nucleotide messenger RNA. RefSeq names its product CDC42 effector protein 4 (gene CDC42EP4). Lineage: Eukaryota; Metazoa; Chordata; Mammalia; Carnivora; Felidae. The coding region runs from base 14 to 1063 and encodes 349 amino acids. The record is from RefSeq and is a predicted model, not a curated record. The transcript has a single exon.